GGCAGCUCCCGUCGCUCCUACGCUCCGCCCUCCUCCGGCAGACAGGCGGUGAGAAACAACCACACACGCUGGUGAGCAUUUCGCUUCAGACGUUUAUGGGGAGGGAGAGAACUUCACCUACAAUUUGCUCCGAUCUUCGUCAUCUCAAACGGGUUGAAAAUUGAGGAGGAUGCGCGCAGCAUGGAUGGAUGGAGAGGGGGGUCCAUAGCCUAAGUGCGUCGGGGAUGUUGUUUACAUAACAAUUGAGGAGGAACCGUUUCUAAAGGAAAUAAAUGAAACGAAAGUCUGUUUUUCCAGAGUAUAGAUGCCCGGAUGAGCAGUGUGGAUUGGGUAGGAUUUGUAUGAAUUAAGCUUAAAAGUGGUGCUGAUCGCUUGACGGAUCUGUCGAAAGAGAUCAGGUAUUAUUAGUGAUGCGCGCCACAGUAUCUCCUCAGUGAGAAGGAACCAUGGCUUUCUUUGUGGUCCCGCUGCUUCUCCAAACGGGUUUCGUUCUGGGUUCAAACUACGGCUAUGUGGAGUGGUCAGACAGCGACAGAGACUACAAGUACCCCUCUGACUUAACCACUCAGAGCGCAAGCAGGGAGCCGCCCCAGAGCCCAACCGCGCACCUGCUUCCAGUGACCGAGCGCGCCGUUGUUGCGCACAAAAUAGAGGAGGACUUGCCCCGGGUCGUGACCGCUUUCCUGCACACCGGGGACUCCUCUGCAUUGAGGCAGGUCAACUGUUCGCGGAGGUACGAGCUCAGCAGCCUGCGUGGGGACCUCCACGUUGCCUCCCACUACUCGCUCCACAGCAUUCUUGACACGGUGGCGCACGCCACAAACUUCCUGAACAUGAUCCUGCAAGCAAACAGGUCCCGCGAGCAUGCGUUACGCAGAGACAUCCACUGGUACCACGCGCUGGUGCAGAGCAUCCUCGAGGGAGACCCCAAAAUCCACAGGGCGGUGGUGACCCUGCACACUGACGCACCGACCCCGGGGCCCCACGUUUUCCUGCAGGCGACGAGGGCUGAGGACGAGUUGGUGCUGCAGGACUUUUCCAGCUCUGCGCACCGCCAGCUGAAGACCAGGAGCCCGGAGUCUGACUGGUUCAACGACUUUAGGGAUGGAAGGAGACCCCACGGCCACAGUGGAAGUUACCUUCUGAAGAAGAACCAAAUCAAGUGGUCUGCCCCAUAUCUGGAGUGUGACCAUGGGACGUUUGUGCCUUACUGGCUGCUUACAUUGUCUGCUGCAUUCUAUGGGCUGAAGAGCAACUCGGCUCUCGAGUUCAGAGGUGUUGUUCGUGUGGACGUUAACCUGCAGAACUUGGACAUCAACCAGUGCUCCAACAGUGGCUGGUUUGCUGGGACUCAUCGUUGUAAUCUCACCAGUAUGGAAUGCAUUCCAGUCGGUGGACAUGGAUUUGUGCUGGACAAGUACAAGUGUCAAUGCAGGAGGGGAUUUUAUCAUCCGAGCAGAGUGGCACUCAAUGGCUUUAAAAGUAAGGAGCAGGACUCCAACAGGGAUGAGACCUCUGACGUGACGUCCAGCAGGUGUCUGCCAUGCCAGGAGGGCUGCCCCUACUGCCAAGAUGACACUCCCUGCCUGGUGCAGGAAGAUGGGGCUCUGCGGAUCGCCGUGGCCUCCUUCCAGGGUCUGUGCAUGAUGUUGGACUUGGCGAGUAUGGUGGUGGUGUACCACUUAAGGAAAAACAAGAGCAUCCGCACAUCUGGACUUAUUUUGCUGGAAGUAAUCUUAUUUGGAGCAUUACUGCUCUACUUCCCGGUGAUGAUCCUGUACUUCAAUCCCAGUGUGUUCAGAUGUAUCCUCCUGAGGUGGGUUCGCCUCAUGGGUUUCGCCAUCAUGUACGGGACUGUCAUCCUCAAGCUGUACAGAGUGCUGAAGGUGUUCCUGUCCCGUACAGCCCAGAGGAUGCCCUACAUGACCAGCUGGCGGGUCUUGCGGCUGCUGGUGGUGAUACUGUUGGUGGUCAUAUGGUUCCUGGUGGCCUGGACUUCAGCCGUAUGCCAGAACCCAGGGCUAAGUCAGGCUCUUAUUGCAGCUGGCCUCACCCCAGAGGGACUGCAGUUCAGCAUGUGUCAGCUGGACCGCUGGGACUACAUGAUGGCAGUUGCUGAGUUCCUGUUCUUGCUGUGGGGUGUUUACCUGUGCUACGCUGUCCGCACCAUACCCUCAGCUUUCCACGAGCCAAGAUAUAUUGCUGUGGCUAUCUACAAUGAGCUCCUCAUAUCUGCCAUCUUCCACAUCAUCAGAUUCUCUCUGGUGCCAGGGCUGCACCCCGACUGGAUGCUCAUGCUGUUUUUUGCUCACACUCACCUGACUGUGACUGUGACUCUGGGCCUUCUGCUUGUUCCAAAGUUCCUGUCAAAAGGCAUUCAGGCAAGGGAUGACAUCGCCACAGAGGCAUACGAGGAGGAGCUUGACAUGGGAAGAUCUGGCUCUUACCUCAACAAUAGCAUCACCUCUGCCUGGAGCGAGCACAGCCUGGACCCUGAUGAUAUACGGGAUGAAUUGAAGAAGCUGUAUGCACAACUGGAAGUAUACAAACGAAAGAAGAUGCUCGCCAACAACCCACACCUUCAAAAGAAACGCAACUCAAAGAAGGGCCUGGGACGCACUCUGAUGAAACGCAUCACAGAGAUCCCAGAGACCAUGCACAUCCACCGGCAGUGCAGCCGAGACGACGGCAGCGAGCACGGCAGCAACCGGGGCACCUUGAAGAGAAACCAGUUUGAGCCAAGCCACCAUGGAAAACCUCGAGAUGACUCCCUUAAAAACAAGGUCAUGGUUUUGCCGAAGUCACUCAGCUUUGACCACGUUUGUGACCAGGAUGCAGAAACUGGGAGCCAGACUGAGUCUGUUCCCGGAGACAAAAUGACUCCCAUUGGAAACGGUGGGGAGGCGUCUCUCCUAGGCUCUCUAAUCGGCCGCAGACAUGCCAAGAAGCACCUGGAACCAACGGGAAUCCCACCAACGCUGGAACCAGCUGAGUCCACAGAGUCUGUUCCACUCUUUUGGAAAUCAGCAAGUGCUCACAAUUUAACACAUGACAAGAAACCCGUGCAUCUGCGGACCUCCAUUAUGCAAAAGUCUCUAAGCGUGAUUGCGAGCGCAAAGGAGAAGAUGCCAGGUCUUGCAAACAAAGAGGAUGCCUGCAAGAAGGUUCAGAAGGGUCAAGAGGACAAAAUAUUGUCAGAUGUGGACGAGACACAAGAAAAUUUCCCCAAGAUGAUCAUCAGCCAGUCAGUGGAGUACUCCAAGACACCCAUGAAGAUAGGCAUAAUGAAACAACAGGUCAGUGGCAGCCAACCAUCCAUUUACCCUGAGACUGGAAGGAACCUUUACGAUGUGUCGGAGGUUUGUCCCUGGGAGCUGGAAGAAGCUCAGACUCCGUCAGAGGGGAAGACCCAGAAGCACGUGUCCAUCGCUCCUGGAGAAACCACUAUGGGCCGCAGGGGCAGCAGCAGCUCUGCAACCAGCAAAGGUAGCCGAUCUCAGCAGAAGCAAAAAGUAGGGCAGUCGCCAUCCAACAAACGUCGAUCCAAAGACAAAGAUGGAGAAAGGGUGGAUGCACAGAAAUCUCGGCCACCCAAAUCCCCUCUCCCUCUUAAGCCAGAUGUGUGCCCCUGGGAAUUUAAUGAACAGCCCAUGCUGGAGGGAGAUUCAGACUCCAUCUCUCCUGACAGAAUCAGGCGAAAGAAAAGUGUCACACCCACUGAUGGUAAACCCAAAGGGCUCCACUCGGACCAUUCCAAGUCUACAGGGAGCCUUUUACAGCCACCAUCUCUCAUGGUGGAAAUCUGCCCCUGGGAUUACACCAGCCCACCCUCGCCAAAGCAGGAGAGGACCUGCAACAGUCCCACCACGCACAAGAAGAAACGGAAAGGCUCCUCCUCAUCUAACUACAAAGCUGAAAAGGAGAAAGGCAGAGAGAAAAGCAGGGAGAGGCGGAGCUCCUCCAGCAAGCCUCCGACAGAGAGGAGACGGGUUAGCCAAUCGUCUGAAUGUGGUGGGUUGGUUUCACAGCGGCGACGGAGUUCAACAAGAGACGCAGACACUACAGAAAUCAGGAGAUCAGAGGCUUUUUCCCGCGAGACGGGGCACUCACACAGCAACAUGGCUCAGACUAAAAGAUCACCAGAGAAGAAGAAAGAAAGCACAGGGCGCCCUGGUUUAGAACCUGAAGUCCUUGGCAGCGCAAAUUUAGUUGAUGUCUGCCCUUGGGACUUUCCAGAGCAAGAUUCAGGCAAACGGGCAUAAUGACUGGGUUUAAAGUUUCCUUCUUUGUACUUCUAGUGAAAGAACCAAAGGAAUGAUAAACUUACAAUAGACUGGUUUGUAAGAGGGGUUCUUUCUAGGUCACUUCUGUGACAAGCAGACUGUGACAGCAGGACAGUAGAUGUUUCACCAAUUUCAAAUGCAUCCAUCAGGCUGAAUUUUCUGUUCCACUUCUAGCAAAAGCUUCCAUAUUUUAUCACAUUUGAUGCAAAAGGGCAAUGUGUCAAAAGAUUCAUACCUUUAUUGACCAACUGAGGUGACAAUCAUUUUCACAAAAUACAGGACAUAUUAGAAGCACGUGGAGGAAACAUAGAAGCCUCAUCAUGUUUUUUUUAAAAACUUACUAUGGUCCAUUUGACAGUAGUAUCACAAAAUCUGGUUUCACUUGCUCAGUGUAGGUCCACUGUGUUUCACUAUAAUCUAAUCAUUUAGAAAUUUCCAGUCGGUAUUUGUCCGUUACUGAUCCACCAAUAAAAACAGUGUCCAAUCGCCUUGCACAUUUUUGUGCCUUUGCUGUCAAAAAAUGGCAGCAAAAACAAAGUACACCCUAACCCUUAAUCCCACCCCUACCAUAGUUAGCAAUGCUGGGGCAAAUAUUACCACACAAAAACUGAUUGAGGUACUCAAAUUCGCUCAUUGAAAUGCUAAUGCACGAGCACCUUCCAGUAUGAACAAUCCUGAAAAUGUAAAGCAUUGCACUUAACAAUACUUAGCAAAGAUUGAGUUUGCGUGACUGUCUCUAAUGUAUCAACAAUUCCUAAAUGUAUCGCCCUCAUUAAUUAACUUUUAUCCAAUCAAAUUUUAGCUUGUUCUUGUUUUUGGUAACUGACAAGAGUUUCUUUCUGCAUUCUCAUCUAAGCCAUAGUCACAACUGCCCUUACGGGUGGAAACGGGCUGUCGGCAGGGCACAAAGGUGAUCUAUACAAAAUCUUAUAAUCGUAGACCAUCAGGUGACCCGUAAGGUGAACGCUUAUGCAACACGUAAGGGUACGGAAGUAGGUGAGACACAGGCGUGUCGUACAGCCCAUUAGUGCUGUUCAAGUAGUAAUUGCGCGCUCGUCGCACAUCCUUGCCUGUCUGUUAGAAAUAAGGAAAGUAGACAAUAAGAGCAUAAUUUGUGCGGGCAUCCUACGGCAAUCUUAGAGAACUUUUGGAUCACGUACACACUCACUCACUAGUGCGCUCACCUUACUAAUGAUUGGAGUAGUGCUUAAAUGGUGCCGUCCAACAACAUCACCUGUAUUCCAUAAGUGUUGUAACCUAUGUUUUCCUUACCAAUAUUUCAUGAUGCACUUACUGCAUGCAUGACAAUGGUACAUUAUAUUUUCAUGAGGUGGAUGCACGAGCAUCGCCUGUGCCUCUAUAAACAUGCAAACCCUCUUCUCUACAACCUUCUACAGGCCGCGACAACCCAAAAACCUACAGCCUCCAUAAAGGUCGAUAACAGGUGCUGUUGGUUUUUGGGCCUUCGUCAGAGGCUUUUUCAAAACCCUUCCUCUGUUAGCAUUCUGAUUUGGAAUCAAAAAUGAAGACCAUUCUUGUGAGACAGUUUAGUCCAAUUAUGACUUUUUUGGCAGCAACAUUACUAAUCUCUACAUCUUGUUUUUGAUCAUGUGUUUGAGUAUCCAUGGCUGCCCAGCCUUGGUCCUUUACCACCAAUGCUCACUUUAGAGAAAUUUUUACUGAUCACCUGGAGUUAUACAUAGUCAGUUAGAACCUGGGUUCCAUCUGACUAUACAUAUUCCAAGCUUAUCAUUGAAAGUAGGUAUUGGUUAGAGGGAAGCAAGCAGCAGACCUAUAACGUUGGAAAUGGGUAACCCUGACGGCAGAUGUGGAAGGAUUUCUUAAAAACCAGCAGGAUGUACAACCUUGAGACCUGGAGUCUGACACCCCGCAAUUGUCAAUUCUGCACAUCACAGGAAACGCACAAGUAUUUGUUUUUAGGAACACAUCAAUAUCCACAAAUUCCAUGGUGUAGUUAUAAUGCAUUUAUAGUACACGCCAAAAAGAGAUGGCACAGCUUCAUUUAAUCAAGAAAAAGUGCCCAUCUUUGCCCAUUUCAACUAAUGGGGUUCUUAUCAAUGACCUUUUUGAGUAAAUAAAACCUCAUGGGUGGAAUAACUUGGUGAUAGGGAAUUUAGGAGGGUGCAACUCAUAAAUCUGACCACUCUUGAUCAUGCUGUUCAGAUAUCAUGUAACAAAUGAUGCUGCUUUUUCAUCCAGUCUCCUGGAAACUCACGCCAGAUCUAGUCUUCUCAACCCAACUGUACUAGGCUGUACUUUCUGGUGUAAAUGUGGCUUCACAAAAAUUAAAGAGAGUACAAAUGACUUACAAGUACAACUAGCAUGCCUUACUGUUAGGCCAAAUGCAACAUUCAUGGAAACAAUCUGCCAGAUGGGAACCAUAAGAAUAACAAACACCUCAGCUAAAAGAGGAAUACUGUAUGCUUUAGUGGGAGUUAUCUGUUUACAGUGUGUUUUUUCUCAUCAGCCAUUGCAUGUGGCAAACUACCAAGCAUCAAACGACUUAUGUACUGGUCAAUUUGUACUCAGAUAUGAAAGUGGAAAUGUUGAUGUUGUUGCUUAAACUAUUUGUCGACUUAUAUAACACACGAUGCUCUUGAAUAGUCACAUUUGAGAUGGGAUGCAACUGAGGUGUAAAGGAAUAUCUACAAGGCUGAAAUUUGUUUACUGUUAUAGACUCCGACUCACAGCCCCGUUUUUAAAAAAGGAGUGCUGUAGCGGAGGCUGAAACGUGGAGCAUCCACACACGCACCAUACUGAAAGUAUUUCAAGGACCAAACCAGAGCCAGUCUUUUGUGGAUUAUGUGAAUAAUACAUUUUGUCCCAUACUUGCCCAUUUUGUUUGCUUGAUUGCACCUUCCUUUAAACCGCAAUGGUUUAAGAACACUUGCAUGACCAAAGCUUUGUUUCUUUCCGUGCUUUUUCUCUUAGAGUGUGAGUAAUUCAUCAUUUUAGCAUCAUCUCCAAAAGCAACAACAGUCUUGUGUCAGUGACGACUCAUGCAAGAUGGCCAUGCACAGUAGUCAGUUCAGCUUGACAGCUGUGUAUGCAUGACAGCAAGAAUACUGGAAUCACUUAGAUCACCUUGAAGCUUAAAUUAGUUAUUGCAUAUGUUAUGAAAUACUUAGAGGAGACCACGUGGCAUUUUUUUAAAUGUACCCCAGGCAUUUUUUUUCUUCCAUGGACUGGCUGUGUGAGAGCAGAUUAAGAAACAUGACCCACCUCUUGAACUUUUCCCUUUGGCAACGUCAGAGGCUGUUUGAAUGGGAAUGCCAUCAUUUGGCCACUACAUGUGUUUUAUGCUAACUGUGCAGUAUAGUGUGCUCCCAAUCAUUAGAGACUGUUGUAGCAUCCACAUGGGAUUAUUUAUACUGUGCAUUCACAUUGUGUUGCAUGUAUAUACAGUUAAUGAUGGUACAAGUUCUCAAUUAAAUGUUUCUAUAAAACCAAA
Molecule: messenger RNA, 7755 nt
Organism: Oryzias latipes (Japanese medaka)
Lineage: Eukaryota; Metazoa; Chordata; Actinopteri; Beloniformes; Adrianichthyidae
Gene: gpr158b
Product: G protein-coupled receptor 158b
Biological process (GO): G protein-coupled receptor signaling pathway
Cellular component (GO): membrane
Molecular function (GO): G protein-coupled receptor activity
Source: RefSeq, a predicted model, not a curated record